AUGGCUAGAGGAGUUAGAGUUUGUUUGAGUGUAGCUGCAGUUUCUGUCAUCGUUGUCUCCAUCGUGAUUGUAACCUUGAUUUUCACCGUUUUCAAACCCAAAGAUCCUAUUGUCACACUCCAUCUCUCACAUGUCGAUUUCCUUUCACCAACUUUACCCUUAAAUAUGACUUUAGGCAUGAUGAUGACAAUUGCAAACCGAAACUUUGGAAGCUUCAAAUAUGAAAGUUCAAUUGGUUAUAUAAGAUAUCGUGACGUUACGGUAGGAAGUGUUCCAAUUGAGGCAGCGUUAGUCCCAGCACGAAGUGAAAUUAAUGUGACAACUAAUGCACAUUUUAUGGUUGGAGUAUUGUUACAUAAUCCAAAUUUUUGGACGGAUGUUGUUCCUGGGAUGAAAUUUAAUUUGACUUCAACGGCUGAACUUCCUGGUAAAGCGAUUAUUUUGAAAUUUAUCAAAGUAAAGGCUAAAGCUUACAACAAUUGUCAAAUCUCUGUUAACAUGACUUCUAGUGAUGUUCAGAGUUAUUGCAUUUCGAAACUCAAGUUUACUUAG
This is a messenger RNA of Cicer arietinum (chickpea), 552 nucleotides long. RefSeq lists its product as uncharacterized. The record is from RefSeq and is a predicted model, not a curated record. NCBI's taxonomy places the organism in Eukaryota, Viridiplantae, Streptophyta, Magnoliopsida, Fabales, Fabaceae.